UUGUCCCUUUUAUGUAGGCUUUGUGUGUUAAACAAGUUCAUUAGCGCCACAGAUGGUCUGUCAGACUCUUUUGCCAAACUGGCUUUGCUCUCUCGUCCAUGCAAGUUGUCAAAUGUUUAUAGCCUACUUUACGCAUUUCGUUAAGCGAGUUUACCACACAAGAUAGAUUAUAGCAUUGUCUAUAGUUACACUGCGCCUGAGUGAUCUUUAGACAUAAAAGAACAAAAACGUUACGAAAGAGCAAAGAAAUACAAGCAAAGCUUCUGCUUUGUAUGUUUUCACUAUGCCUGCGUCUGGAUCAGCUAAUGUACAGUACGGUCACGUGACGGAUAACAAGCUAAGCCGUCAAUCGCAUAGGAAGAACCGCGAGACCAUAAGAGAAUUUUCCUGCUGCAACAAACACGAAAUUAUUAGCAGUUUCUCUCAUAUAGUUGGUUGAGAUGGACGUGUCUGGUCACAGUCUGUUCCUCCUGCAACAGCUGAACGUCCAAAGGGAGUUUGGCUUUCUGUGUGACUGCACUGUUGCCAUUGGCAAUGUAUACUUCAAGGCUCAUCGUGCAGUCCUCGCUGCCUUCUCAAACUACUUCAAAAUGAUCUUUAUCCACCAGUCCAGCGAGUGCAUCAAGAUCCAGCCCACAGAUAUUCAACCAGAUGUCUUCAGCUACCUGUUACACAUCAUGUACACAGGCAUAGGUCCCAAACAACCUGUUGACCAGGGCAGACUUCAGGAAGGCAUCAAGUUCCUCCAUGCAUACCAGCUCUGCCGUAAAACAGGCGAGGGUGGCCCUGAUGCAUCCUCUGACCCCAUCCGUAUGUCCAAUCUGUAUGGCAUCCAAAUCUCUUCGCAGCUGGCCAGUAAAGAAAACUCGGCCCUGAAGGCUGGUGGUUCACGGGACCCUGAGGACAGCUGCUCCAGCUCUAGGGCUGAUCGCACACAUGGCCGUUUAGCUCUCGCUGUAGGGCUGGAGGGCAUCGGAUCUGAGCGGCAGCCUCAAAGUUUCCGCGCCGCAUCCUCUGUGGCCUCAGGGGAUGAUUCUGACAUUUCGGCACGGAUCAAACAGGAACGGGUAGAGGAGGAAGAACAACAGGAAGGCGAAAAGGAGCCUUGCUCUCUCUCCCCAGCCCAGGUGAGCCCCUGUCAAGCCGGCCUAUUCAAAGAUGGCCAUCUAGCGCUUUUGUGCCCCCGGUGUGGUGAACGCUGUCUGUCACCCGAAGGCCUACAAGAGCACCUUUUUACCCAUGCAGCCUGUGCCCUCGAGCCUAGCGGUCUGAUGGAAGGCCCUUCAGAGGACAAAACUGGGGAGCACACGUCCCUAGAGGAAAGGCGACCUCAUAAGGAGCGCAUAGACUCUGGUAGUCUGGAGGAGGCCCUACGGCAGAGCCAGGCCCUGGCAGAUGAGCUCGCUGUGGAACUCAGGCGAGGCGGCGGGACCGGACGAAGCGGCAGCCCAUUGGCAGCCUUCACACGAAAGCGAAAGAUGGCCUGCGCCAUCUGCAAUCUUCGUUUCUCGCAGAAGAGCCAGCUGCAGGAGCACAUGUUCGCCCAUGUGGGCAAGCCACUGCGAUACCAUCGCUACAGCCGCUUCUGCGGACAGCUGCUCCAUGGCUGCGAGGGUCAGCCUGAUAUUACCGCAGCCACGGGAGAGGAGGCAGCCAAGGACACUCAGGAUAAUGGGAGCUCCUGCUACUCACUGGACUCUGAGGUCUCUCAGGAGAGCGUGGACGCAGUGACUGUGGAAUGACAUUGUGUUUGACAUAUAUUCAUGUGAACACACAAUGUAUGGUAAAGGAAUAUUCUGGGUUCAGUACAAGUUAAGCUCAAACGACAGCAUUUGUGGCAUAAUGUUGAUUACCACAAAAAAUUACUUUCCAACUGUCCCUCCUUUACUUAAAAACAAAACAGCAAAAAUCUUGGUUAGAGUCAGACACUUUGGAAGUGAAUGGGGUCAAUCCCUAAAAGUUUUAAAUACUCACUGUUUCAAUAGCACAGCCGCAAGACAUAAACAAAUUAUGUGUUAACAUGAUUUUAGUUUGAAAAUAAAAUUACUUAUUUACCGUUUCUGUGUACUAUAUCCAGGCCGAUGUUUUAAAGUCGACAACAACAGACACACAUGUUGACGAGCGCUUGUGUGGGGUUAAGGAAUACCUGCAACCCUAGAUAAAACAUUUUUAUCGGUCAUAACUUCUGGAAAGAAGUAACGCAGACACUAGACAAGGAUGACAUUUUCUAGUGUGCAUGUGUCAACCGUAUUUAUGCACACUGUCAAAUGAAGCAUCCUUAGAAAGGCUAUGUGUUCGGCUGCAUGUGUACACUAAUCAUCUGCAUCAAAACUUAAGUAUACUUUUGGGCUUAAAGGGUUAGUUCGCUCAAAACUGAAAAUUCUGUUAAUUACUCACCCUCAUGUCGAUCCAAACCUGUAAGACCUUUGUUCAUCUUCGGAAGACAAAUUAAGAUUUUUGGAAAAAAAAAUUUUAAUCCCAGAGCUCUCUGAACCCUCCAUAGACAGCAAUUUAACCACCACUUUCAAGGCCCAGAAAAGUAGUAAAGACUUUGUUAAAAUAGUCCAUGUGACUACAGUGGUUCAACCUUAAUUUUAUGAAGUGACGAGAAUACCUUAAAACAGAUUUUAUUCAAGAAUUUCUUCUCUUCCCUGUCAUUCUCCUAUGCUGCUUACAUUGUAGACUCAUUACUAUCCGGCUCCUGCAUCAGCAUCACACGCAUGCGUCAUGGUGCUCACGUGAACAGCGUUGGCCAAUACAGAGUCGGUGUUCUGAUGUAGAACCCCGAAGUGCUGCUCUGUGUGUGCAACAUAAACAGUGUAGGAGAAUGACAUGGUUUUGUUUUUGCACACAAAAAGUAUUCUCGUUGCUUCAUAACAUUGAGGUUGAACCACUGAAGUCACAUGGACUAUUUUAACAAUGUCUUUAGUACCUUUCUGGGCCUUGAAAGUGGUAUUUAAAUUGCUGUCUAUGGAGGGGUCACAGAGCUCUUGGAUUUCAUCAAAAAUACCUUAAUUUGUGUUUCGAAAAUGAACGAAGGUCUUACAAGUGUGGAACGACAUAAGGGUGAGUAAUUAAUGACAGAAUUUUCAUUUUUGGGUGAACUAACCCUAUAAGGCUGUAAACCCUAAUACUUUAAAAAACUUUGUUUUGUGCAAAUGCCAUAAAUGCUGUCAAUUGAGUUUGAACCCAACUUGUUUUGAACCCAGACUAUUACAUUAUUGAAUUUUGUUUUCUGACUCAGCACUUCUGUCCUGUCUCAAAAGUCUGUCAUUGUUAAAACAUAAAAGAAUUUUGUUUAAAACUUAGUGUUGAUGAUUGUAGUGUUGAUGUAUAAUGAUGUUGCUGACUCUUGGAUGACUGAACACUGUUGGAUCAAUUAUAUAUUCAAAGAAAGUAUUAAAUCAACAAGCACAUGUGCAUGAAUCUCAAAUAGCACUAUAAAGUGCCACAUUUAACAAAUGACCGCAAUCAUAAUAUUUGUUUUUAGAGGCCAGCUUAAGCUAAUAAUAUGUGAUUAUUUAUUGUUUAUUUCUGGGUUGUGGCCUAAUGAGUGAAACUGACUGUGCGAAGAGUCUAAAUGAUUUCCUCCCUAAAUCGAAUUUCCUACAAAACGGGUUCAGUGCCUUAGAAUAUUUUUUUGCCAAACAGCUCUGUAAAGAAAAGCACUUAAACUAUUGCUCAACCAGUUGAACCAAAUCCAGAUGUUUUUCAUUUUCAAGUUAACAGUGAACAGUGCCUAUUUGUGCAAAGUUGUCCAAGACAUCUACACAAUCAGAAUAAUAUUAUCAAAUGAAUGUGAGCAACUGGUGCUUUUCUAAAAGCUUUUUGAUAUGUUGAAGGACUUUCAUGAUUAUAUUCUGUAUGGAACACAGAGUAUAAUCCAAGUUUGCUAACAAUCUUACUACAUAAACUAGGACAGUGCAUAACUAGUAAGAUGGGACAAUGCCACUGUAAAUGUCUAACAUAACACUACUGGACAAAACAGCAAUGGCACAUAGUUUCCAGUCAUGUUUCAAACCCUGAGACAUGACAAAAAUGUUUUAUUUAGAAUGAUUGAUCAACUUUAAGACAUCACUGAUGGUAGACAUGGUUUCUUUGUGCUGUAUUUGAACUGUCAAAGCACCACUUUUUGCAGUUAUAUUAAUUGAGUACUCAAAUUGAGGCUGGUGUACUGUGAUGAGUAUUUUAUAUCAUCAAAACUUACAUUUGUGUUAAUUGUGUGACUUGUGUAGUGCAUUUAAACAGUCCCUUUUCAGUUUUAUUCAUCAUCAGCACUUGUGUGAUAAUGUGUUUGGUUAUUUAUUUAUUUUUUUAAAUAAAUGGCACAUUGAAUAAACUGUGAUUUAUAAUGCAUCUGCUUUGGUUGUAUACUUGUCAUUGGUUUCAAUGGAACUGACUUUAAAGGGAUAGUUCACCCCCAAAUGAAGAUUCUGUCAUCAUUUACACCUCAAAUCCUUAAACCUUUUCAUUAUAAACCUGCUGCAUGACUUUAUUCUACAACUUUGAACUUUUUUUGGUCCCCAUUGACUUUCAUUGCAUGGACAAAAACAGUUCUUCAAAAUAUCUUCUUUUGUGUUACACAUAUGGAAGAAAGUUAUACAGGUUUGCAACAACAUGAGGGUGAGUAAAUGAUGACAGAAUUUUAUUUUUUGGGAGUACUAUCCCUGGAACUGACCAUCUUGUAGUAACAUCUUAGUGCCACAAGGGAGUAGCAUGUAGUCACAAAAGCAAACAUCUUCCCUGCUGCCAACUCGGUGUAAUCAUUAUCUUCAAGCAUUGCUUCCAAGCUUGUCAUGUACAGUAUACAGUCACUUAACAUAACAUCUAACAACUUCACUGUACUGUAGGCUUCAGUCA
This is a messenger RNA of Ctenopharyngodon idella (grass carp), 4860 nucleotides long. It is a transcript of the gene zbtb25, whose product is annotated as zinc finger and BTB domain containing 25. Gene Ontology annotation, biological process: regulation of transcription by RNA polymerase II. Bases 441 to 1742 code for a protein of 433 amino acids. The record is from RefSeq and is a predicted model, not a curated record. Lineage: Eukaryota; Metazoa; Chordata; Actinopteri; Cypriniformes; Xenocyprididae. The transcript is spliced from 3 exons. Gene Ontology annotation, molecular function: protein binding; RNA polymerase II cis-regulatory region sequence-specific DNA binding; DNA-binding transcription factor activity, RNA polymerase II-specific. Gene Ontology annotation, cellular component: nucleus.